AUGCCGACCUCCGUCGCAUUUGAGGCUGCGGCGGAUGUGGAUUUACUGGAGGCCGCUCCAGAUGCUUUGAUCGCCAUUGCGGACGUGGCCACGUUGUUGGGAAUCAAGAGGCUGGACCGAAACUUUGGAACCCUCGGUGGAGAGUUAGCCGCCCUUUCUGAGGUCUUGGAAAAGCUCGACAGCACCCUACCGGAAGACAAAUUUGAGAGAAGAAUCAGAAAACUUCUCAAGGAGCUUGCGCGGGCCUCCAGUUGGCACCAGAAAAGGCCCCGCGAAGACUUUUCAUCGUUGUUCGAUCUUGUCAAGACAUCUCGAGUUCACGGUCAUAGCAAGGGUGAGAUUGAAGCUGAAGCAGGCUUACUCGCGUAUGCUUCGGAGGGCCGACUUCCCAAGCUCAUCGCCCUUGUUAGAGGGUUCGCUAGUCGCCGGUCCGAGGCUGUCGCCACACAGCCUCUCCAGGCUUCGGUGGCAGCUCCUAAACAUCCUAGUAUCAUCAACAAAGCCAUGUCACAAAACGAAUAUCCCAAACACGUCAGCAAACAACUUUAUCAGACGCUGUGUAAAUAUUCAAAUUGCCAGUGUGAUGAAGAUGGAAGCAUCCACCCGACAGCCCCUACGCAAAGGAAGACGCAUCUCUCCCGGUUGCGCUUGAAACCUUUCCGCGACGUUAAGGAGAAAUUUGUUUGCUUUGACAUGGUAUUUUCGUCGCGCCCUGCGUUUCCGUCGCUCUUGCAGGGAAUUGAGUGGCAGCACAUGCAAUUCCAAGUCUCGAGUGAAAGGGCAGGGAAGAAACGAGCCCGCUUUUCAAAUCCAGAGAAAAGUUUGAGCCUCCUUGAGCAGCAAACUGUGUCCACAAAAGAAGCUCAGCUAUGCCAGUACAUCAAGUCUGCGUCGGGGUCUCAGAUAUGCCUGAGAGUGCAUAAUGAUCAAGUAUGGCUGCUCGAGGACUGUCUACCACUGGAAGCACAUGUGCUCGCAUGUCCGUCGCUGUCUCUCUCGGCGGCUUUACAGACCGGACAUCUGUCGAACAAAAUGAAGGUGAUUCUCGCAUAUAUUAUUGCCAGAUCCGCCUGGGAGUUCUACGAUUCCGAUUGGAUGUCCAAGCCCUGGAGCGCUGACGACAUCCACUUUCUCCAAGAACACCCGAAUGAGAUUGACGGGCAGCCCGUAGUCUCAGUCAACAGGCCAUAUUUGGCUGUGGAAUGGGGAAAGGACCAAACCUCCAAGGACGAUACCAGCACUCUUGUCGGGAAGAUCCACCGGUAUCCGAGAGUGCUGUCGCUAGGAUUGAUGUUAAUUGAAAUUGGCACAGGCAAACGAGCUAGAGAUCUCUUUCGGAAUUAUCAGACGAAUGUCAACUCAGACUGGUUGUCUGCGAAAGAGUUCUUGUCCAAACCGACUCCGUGGGAAGAGUUCGACUACAGGAGCUACUGGGACGCUGCUCGUAGCUGUGUGAACAACCAAUUCUUUCUCAGGGCAACCUCGAGCGUUGGCGGGCAUAUGGUGGCCGAUAUCGAAGGUAGGCGUCGAAUGAUCCUUGAUGAUGUUGCUACUCCCUUGGAAGAUCUACUUGCUGGAACCGGAUGGAUGCACGAUAUCUGGACACUCGGGCCAAUGAAGCCAUCGCUGGCACAGCCAGCCUCAAUCACCCUUGCGUCUUUGGCAAAGAAUGGUGACAUCUCAAGGGGUCACACUAGUCAAACGUCUCGAAGGGCAAUUGUCGCACCCCGGGCCAAGCCGAUACUCGAGCCAGCGUUCGAAAACCUUUCCAUCUCAGAGCCUACCACUCCGCUAUGUCCUCGCAACCGUCUCGGCUUCGAGAUCGCGAUCAUCUGCGCCCUCCCUACUGAGGCAGAUGCUGUCAUUUCCUUGUUCGACGAGCAUUGGGACGAAGGCAGUCGGAGAUACGGCAAGGCCGCAAGAGAUCCCAACGCAUACACUACCGGCCGCAUCGGACAGCAUAACGUUGUCGUGGUCCACAUGCCGAGUAUGGGCAAAGUCAGCGCUGCCAAUGUUGCCCAGGGAUUGCAUUCGAGUUUUGAGAACAUUCAACUUGCAAUUGUUGUGGGAAUAUGUGGUGGCGUGCCGUAUGCAAGACGUAACAAGCAAGAGAUCUUCUUGGGAGACGUUGUCAUCAGCCGGUCACUUAUACAGUACGACUUUGGAAGGCAAUAUCCUGGAGAGUUUGAAGCAAAAGAUAGCCUCCAAGGCGGGUCUGGUAAGCCAUCGGCGGAGAUCCGUUCAAUGCUUGCGAAGCUCGAGACGAGUCAUCAUCGCCACCAAUUGGAGCUCAACACCGUACAGCUUUUGAAUGAUAUUCAGCGUAUAAUGAGAGGGUCGGCAUAUCCUGGUCCGGAGAAAGACAAGUUGUACGCAUCAACCUCGCUGCAUCACCAUCAUGUAGUUGGAGAGUGUCACACGUGCUUGUCGGAAGGCUCUACACGCAUUUGCACGCACGCCUUCAGAAGCAGCUGCGAAGACCUCGGCUGUGAAACCAGCGGGAUUGUGCGACGCAUAAGACUCAAGAAUGGCCCCGUGCCGUCAGGCCAAUUACCAGCGGAAGCAUAUCCACCGUCCAUACAUAUCGGCAAUAUGGGAUCCGGCGACACUCUGAUGAAGUCCGGGACGCAUCGAGACGAAGUCGCCCAGAAGUACGACAUUAUAGGAUUCGAGAUGGAAGGUGCUGGCAUAUGGGAUUUCUUCCCCAGCCUGAUCAUCAAGGCAGUAUGCGACUACGCUGACAGUCACAAGAAUAAAGAUUGGCAGACUUAUGCGGCGGCAACAGCUGCUGCUGCCGCGAAAGCAUUCCUCAAAGAAUGGAGGUCCGCGAGUGCGUCAUUCUUGGAGUGA
Molecule: messenger RNA, 2850 nt
Organism: Rhinocladiella mackenziei CBS 650.93
Lineage: Eukaryota; Fungi; Ascomycota; Eurotiomycetes; Chaetothyriales; Herpotrichiellaceae
Exons: 4
Coding region: 1-2850 (949 amino acids)
Biological process (GO): nucleoside metabolic process
Molecular function (GO): catalytic activity
Source: RefSeq, a predicted model, not a curated record